AUGUCGACCAAAAGCAGCAGCACCACCACCUCUUCCACCUUCUCUACCAACGCCAAUACAACCCCUGCUGCUCCCUACCUUCUUACGAGCCAGUCCCCCUUGCCUUCCCUUCCCUCUCCGCCCGGCGUCAACGUUCGCUUCCCAUCUGCUAUCGGCCUCAAAAGCAUGGAGAGAGCGAAACCCGUUGCAAUGAGCUCCGAAAUCAUGGACUUUGUCGGCCGUUAUCAAACCUUACAGGGUUAUCAAGCUGCCAGCGACCAGUUGAUGAAGGACCUUUUGAUAUAUGCCAAAGAGAUUGAGCGUACAAUUGGAGAAGAAAACAGAAUCCUCAAGCAGAAGCUACGCAACGCCGAGCUCGAUCUUGACCAUGCCACCAUUUCGAGAAGAGAGAUGCAGCAGACGCUUUCAGGCCUUGAGUCAGAUAACAACUAUCUCAAGAACCGCAAUCCCUACGUCUUGAUACUUAUUGAUGGCGAUGGCCUUCUUUUCCAAGAAACAUACAUCAAGCAGGGUAUUGAGGGUGGCAAGCAAGCGGCCUAUGCCCUUCGAUCCGCCGUCGCCGAAUACGUUGGCAGCCAAUCCGGCGAAGUUGAGAUUAUCGCCAAAGUUUGCGCAAACAUGUCGGGCCUCGCAAGAGCCAUGCGCCGUGACGGCUGCUUGGAUAGCGAGUCCGAACUCAAGGAGUUUUCGUUAGGCUUUACACAAGCUAAAGCUUCAUUUGAUUUCAUAGACGUCGGUCACGGUAAGGAACGUGCCGACUCGAAAAUCAAAGAGGCUACGCGAUGGCAUUUGAGAAACUACAAUUGCAGACAGAUUUUGCUGGGCAUCUCCCACGACGCAGGAUACGCCCCGUUCCUUGACGAGAUCCUUCAGGAUGCGGAUACCCGCGCGAGAGUGAGCCUUAUUGAGGGCUUUGCAACGGUCAGAGAGCUGAAAAAUACCAAUGUCCACAUUUUGGAUCCUCUCCCCAGCCUUUUCCGAAACCAAAAACUCAUUGACCGAAGUGGUGAUCGCUCGGCUGAAUCCACCUACUUCAAACCGACGACCACGUCGCCGACUCUUGCUGUUUCUUCGCCAGCCUCCGCCACUACACCCUCCUCUUCUUCCUGGGCCGGCGUCACCAAAGCGAGCCCACCUCCUCAAAUCACAACCCCGUUAGCUAACAAAAACGUCAACAUCCCAAUUCGAACAGCCUCUCAGCCGAAACCGCAAACUCCAACAUGGAAUCCUGGCGAGCGCGGGAUUGAUCCCCCGAUCCCUAUUAACCAGUCAGCUCUGGAGAACAUCAAGAAACGAACUGGAGCCGCAAAGCUAUGCAACAACCACUACCUCCGUGGACCCUGCGCCAAGGGUGACGAAUGCUGCUUUGAGCACAAGUAUCGUCCUAACGCAGACGAAAUCAAUGCCAUUGCUCAUUUGACCCGCCUGAACCCCUGCACCAGUGGUCAGGAGUGCGACGUCGAAAACUGCAUUUAUGGACAUCACUGCCCCAGCGUGGUCGGCAGCACUUGCACCCAUCCAUUUUGCAAGUUCCGCAUUACUGACCACCCCCCUGGUACGAAAUUCAAGAAUGCCAAGAUCCACGAGAACUAG
Molecule: messenger RNA, 1593 nt
Organism: Colletotrichum gloeosporioides
Lineage: Eukaryota; Fungi; Ascomycota; Sordariomycetes; Glomerellales; Glomerellaceae
Exons: 6
Coding region: 1-1593 (530 amino acids)
Molecular function (GO): metal ion binding
Source: RefSeq, a predicted model, not a curated record